AGUCGCUCAGAACAAGAAGAAGAAGAAGAAGAAGUGGAAAGUGUGAAUCCUCCGCGCAGCGAAGGAGCAGAACUAGGAGGUGACGCCGCUCAUUUCCGCGUCUGAAUUCAGCGGUGACACCGAGGCUUUGAGGAGGCAGAGGACAUUAUCAGGAGCCGCGCGCUGUUAUAACGGGACAUCUGCGCAGCAAUGGCAACCCCCCAGCAUUGAGGAGCUUUUUGCAUCACAGAAUCAUCGACAGUCAGCUUCCCUCCUCUCUUUUGUUUGAACCAUGGACUCCUCUGGGGACCUGACCCCAGCCUUGGAUGGGCCUGUUAACCCCAAAGGCUUCUCCGGUCGCCUGGAUCUCAGCGGCCUCUACCAUCUGGGCCGGACGCUGGGAAGAGGCCACUUUGCUGUGGUGAAACUGGGCCGUCAUGUCAACACAGGGCAACUGGUGGCUGUAAAGAUGAUCGACAAGACCAAGCUGGACGUCAUGGCAACAAGCCACCUCUUACAGGAAGUCAAGUGUAUGAGGCUGGUGCAGCAUCCAAACGUGGUCCGGCUCUACGAAGUCAUCGACACUCCCACCACUCUCUACCUUGUCAUGGAGCUGGCUGAGGGCGGCGACCUUUACGAUUACAUCCUGCGCCAUGAGGGCGGCGUGGCCGAGGCCACCGCCAAGCGCCACUUUGCUCAGAUUGUGCGUGCGGUGUCGUAUUGCCACCAGUUGCACGUGGUGCACCGGGACCUGAAGCCGGAAAACGUGGUGUUCUUCCCCCAACAAGGCGCCGUGAAGUUGACAGACUUUGGAUUCAGCAAUUUAUUCCAGCCGGGGAUGAUGUUGGCCACCAGCUGCGGGUCGCUGGCUUAUUCUGCUCCGGAAAUCCUGCUGGGAGAGGAGUAUGAUGCUCCAGCUGUGGAUAUCUGGUCUCUUGGGGUGAUCCUGUACAUGCUGGUCUGUGGAGUCCCUCCCUUCCAGGAAACUAACGACAGCGAGACUCUGGUCAUGAUCCUGGACUGCCGCUACACUGUCCCUGAACACGUUUCAGAGGACUGCAGAGAUUUGAUCUCCAGGAUGCUGCAGAAGGAUCCAUGUUGCCGUGCGUGUCUCGAUGAGAUCGAGGCUCACCAGUGGCUGCAGGGCCUGGAUGACGCCCUCCUCAGCCCUGAGGCGCCACCCCACUGGGUCACAGGGGCCCUCUCUGCUACGUCUCCCUCGCUGUGUGCCCCAGAGUCCGGGGAUCUGCUGGCUAUGAGGUCUUUGGCUCAGCAGACGUUUCCUGGGACGUGGCAGCCCAGCCUCUGCUUCACCCUCCGGCCUGCUCCUGCUGAAGAGCCUCCUGUGGGCAAGAACGUCCCUGCGCUGCAGCAGAUCUGUGAGGAGGACGAGGAGGAGGAGCAGGAGGAGGGUGAAGAAGAAGAAAACAGUACAUUGAGAGAAAUAGAGGAGGAAGUGGAGGAGAUGUCGGAGUGCAUGGAAAACCUGGAAGAGUUUGGUAAAACAGAGGAGGAAAAGUCAGUGGAGAUGGAAAGAGAAAACGAAGACAGCGGUUGUGUGAUAUCAGAUCAGCCUGUCAGUCAUCGGGAUGAGACGCUCAGCCAGACAUCUGAAGUCACUCCAUCCUCUCCGGCUUUAAGGGUGUCUUGUUGUCAGCUGAACAUCUCUAACAGAAAAGAGGGAGAGGAUGAAGAGAUGGAGCCCAACAACAACACUGGCAAACCACCUCCUCUGCUCUUAACACCAGACUCCUGUCAGUCCUGCAUCUCUGCAUCCUCCGCCAGCCUGAGGGAGAAAACGGAAAGGGAGGAGGAAGCAAAUGAAAAGAACGGGACGGCAGAAAAGCCUCAACCCCAAAAUCCUCCUGGAACCAGGGGCGAGUCGCUACCGAGGGCGGAGCAGGGGAAGCGGCACAGCAUCAAGCUCCGAGACAGACUCUUCCACUUCCCUUUGUGUGAGAAAGCUCUGGCCUUCAACAUACCCACACAAAACAAGCCCAAGAUCCUGCCGCUGGCUCAGUACAACUGCUGCCACGUGCUGUAGCGAACAUCGGCUUCAGGGCCGCCUUCUCUCUGGACGCACAGGCUGCUUAGCAGGCAGCAGGUGGUGGAAGCCUGAACAUAGACCUUGUGAAGUGGCGCCAGCUGAACUCUCUGCAGAGACGACGAGCUAAAACGCCCUCAGCACACAAACACGCAGCUUCACAUACCCCCACUUCUAACAGUGUGCUCAUGUAAUAGACGUUGUUUUAGUGACAGUCAAAGGUGACAUGAACCAAGGAAUUUAUUUCCAUUUGCUGCUGUGUACAGGAGGGAGCGCAGAAUAAAAAAAAGAAAAUUCAGCUUUUCAUUUGUAGCUUUGAGACAAAACUCCAACCUUGUUGGUCAUGGAGUCGUUAGGAGGAAGAUGAGGGCGAGAUUUAAUUCACUGUAUAAGCUAGAGAUCUUUUGUUUGAAGGUGCCUAUGAAGAUUAAAUGGAUUAACAGCGACUGUUUCAUCCACAUGACCGUCAGUCCAGGGCAGGUCCUCUGUGCUGCAUUCCGUUCAUCAGCGAGAAUACAUCAUCAGUCCCGUCAGCCAUUUUUAAGGUAUAUUAGUCUAUCCACCAUUAGAAAAGGAGAACAACAGAAUACACUUUUAUUGCACUACAGGAAAAUUUUCAAAAAUGCCUUUUCUUUCUUUAUUUGGGUGUAAAUUCUUCUGUCUGUCUGUUUUUAAAUCAAGAAAAUAAUAAUCAAGUUCCUUCAUUUCUUCUUUUUUAAUAACAUAGAAAGGACAUCCACACAAUGAUCUAAUAGUUAGCUUCACUCAUCUUUAUUUUUCUAUAGAUCCAUUGAGAGAAGCAAACUAUUUUGGGAUGUUAAUGAACAGGUUGCAACAUUUAUUUCCUGGUAAAAUCCGAAUUAGUCAGGAUUCAUGACAAAAGCUAAACUAGCUGGGAUUAUUUUGCUAAUUUCUCUUCAAGGUAUUGUGUUAGACCCACUUUAAUUACCUGAAAGUAGUUUUUUUAUUUUCUUAUGAGCAAUUCUUUGUACCCAUAAUCUAUAUUUAGGUGCAUUAUUAUGGGAUCUACAACUUUUCCUCCAUAACUUUGCUAUAGAAUUAUGGCCUAAUCUUUCUACC
This is a messenger RNA of Cyprinodon variegatus (sheepshead minnow), 3103 nucleotides long. RefSeq names its product serine/threonine-protein kinase SRK2H-like (gene snrkb). Gene Ontology annotation, cellular component: cytoplasm. The coding region runs from base 272 to 2023 and encodes 583 amino acids. The transcript is spliced from 5 exons. NCBI's taxonomy places the organism in Eukaryota, Metazoa, Chordata, Actinopteri, Cyprinodontiformes, Cyprinodontidae. Gene Ontology annotation, biological process: microtubule cytoskeleton organization; protein phosphorylation; intracellular signal transduction. Gene Ontology annotation, molecular function: ATP binding; protein serine/threonine kinase activity; tau-protein kinase activity. The record is from RefSeq and is a predicted model, not a curated record.